AAUAUUUUUGGCAAGUGUAAAUAAAUGGUGAAAAAGGAUUUUUUUUUGUCAACGAUAGCAGUUUUAUAAACAAAACUAGCAAAGAUGAAUGAGAAACGAUCGAAUCCUUUGGAUAUUGAUGGCCAACACUUCAAUUCCAACAUAUACUUGGAGAAGCUGUUCAAGGAGAACUCCUUGAAGCAGAUAAUGGAUCACGAGGGUGAUAUUGUUAAGGACACUCAGACACUGCACUCUGACAUGCAAACUCUGGUAUAUGAGAACUACAACAAGUUUAUUUCUGCAACUGACACUAUCAAGAAGAUGAAAACAGACUUCAAGAAAAUGGAAACUGAGAUGGAUUUAUUAGCAUCUAAUAUGGAAUCGAUCACAUCCUUUUCCGAUCAGAUUUCAUCAACCCUAUGUGACACCAGACAUCAGAUCAGCAAAUUAUCUGGUGUGCAUUCACUAUUGAAGAGGUUGCAGUUUCUGUUCAAGUUACCUGCCACAUUGAAAGCGCGCAUGGAGGAAAACAAUUACAAGCAGGCUGUGUCAGAUUACAUGCAUGCACAGAGAGUGUUGCAGCAGUAUGGAAACAUGCCUUCAUUUCAGGGAAUUCAAUCCGAUUGCGACGUUAUCUUGAAAGAGCUGAAAACGGAAUUACGGAAACAAUUUUCCAAUUCAGAAGCCAGUGCUAAAGACCUGGCGGAAUCCGUUGAUUUGCUCUUACAGUUGGAGGAGCCAGCUAAAGAAUUGUGCACGGAAUUUUUGAAUUGCGCUGAUAAGAGAUUGAGUGAUCAAUUGGUUCUGUUGAGGGAUCAAAGCGAGCAGCGAGAUAUCACAGAAUUCGUUGAUCUUGGCUGCAACGGAUUUUUAAGCGAUCUAUGCUUGGUCGUCGCUUCUUUUCACGACAUGUUUAUCAAUAGAGUACAUGGAGAUAGUAUUGAGAAUAGCGAGAUAUUCGAAAAUUUCUCGGCCACUGAGAUGAACACGUUCAUAGUGCAAAAGAUGAAUAAAUAUUUCGAGUUGAUGCGAAAUAAAGUGGACUUGGAACAGGAUGUUGGAGAUACGAGCGUGCUGGUUCGAGCUCUGGACAGGUUCUACAGGCGUGUUCAAGCCAUGAAUACCAUGUGCAGCAAUGCUGACUUUUCAAGUAUUGGUUCGGAUAUUGUUGUGAAUGCUGGGAAGAAGCAAGCCAAAGCGCAUUUGCAAGCGCUUAAACAGUAUUUCGCCGAAGGCAUAACGAAGGUACGACAGAAGUUGUCGCAGAAGAUUAUACCGCAAGAGGAGAGCACGAAAAAUCUGAACGAAUUGUUGAAUUCGCUUAUAAUGACGACGGUGGAGAAAGUGAAGGGCGUUUUGCAGGAUUUGGUGGCGUUUAUCCAACCGGACAUCAACUUUGGUCAAAAGUCCGUGUUUCGAGACAGUUUUUGUAUUGAUAACGUUCGAGAAGGUUUGAUUGUUUGCUUCAUCCAUCACAUAACAGCAACUGCGAGGAACUUCUGUACCAACAACGUUUCUGAUCCUAAAAUUCCUCCGACGUUGCUCCUAGUCUUAUCAAAAUAUUGCUUGUACUUCCAAAACAACAGCGUUCAUUACCUUCUAUCUCAAACGGACGAAUUGUUUAAUAUUAACCCGAAAUCGUCGAGUGCGUUAACUACCGAAGCAGAGUUAUGCACGUCAAUGGAGGAAUCCGCACAAGAGUUGUUGAACUAUUUCGUUCGCAUCCAAGGAUUGAAUAUCUCUCAAAUGUUGAGGAAAAGCGUGGAGACCAGAGAUUGGUUGCACACAAUAGAACCGAGGACAGUGAGGGCUGUAAUGAAAAGAGUGGUAGAAGAUAUAGCUGCAAUUGAUGGAACCGUAGCCUUAUUGUAUGAGGAUCAAGGAACAACCACAGAACACAGCAGCGAUUCCAGUAGAAAAACGCAUAGUAUUUCAGUUUCGAGGCAUCAGUACCGUUCGAAUUGGUCUACAUACACGCCAAAUCACAUGGACUCGACUUUAGUCUCGAACAUGCACAAAUUGUUCAGUGAACGUAUCGAAAUUUUCUCAACGGUUGAACCAAACAAAAUAUCUAUUCUGACGGGAAUUAUUAAAAUUAGUUUAAAGACUUUUAUGGAAUGCGUAAGGCUGAAGACGUUCAGCAAAUACGGUUUGCAGCAAAUCCAAGUCGACACGCAUUAUUUGCAAUUGUAUCUGUGGCGAUUCGUGGCCGAUGAAAACCUGGUGCAUUUCUUGUUGGAUGAAAUAUUGGGAUCGACUGUGCACAGAUGCUUGGAGCCUGUGCUUAUGGAGCCGAGCGUCGUCGAUAUUAUUUGUGAACGUGGUUAAUUAAUUUAAAUGAAAUACUUAAACAGAAUGAUACGAAUAAUCAACAAUACUUCUUCUAAUCUGCAAGACGUUAUUGCAGAUUGUCGAGGUUAAAAGUGUUUAUGUGAUAUACGUCGCUAGAAUUCCAUUUGUUUCCAAGUCUAUUGAAUCAUAA
Nicrophorus vespilloides is the source of this 2461-nucleotide messenger RNA. RefSeq names its product vacuolar protein sorting-associated protein 51 homolog (gene Vps51). The record is from RefSeq and is a predicted model, not a curated record. Bases 85 to 2307 code for a protein of 740 amino acids. The transcript is spliced from 10 exons. Lineage: Eukaryota; Metazoa; Arthropoda; Insecta; Coleoptera; Silphidae. Gene Ontology annotation, cellular component: membrane; GARP complex; EARP complex. Gene Ontology annotation, biological process: lysosomal transport; Golgi organization; retrograde transport, endosome to Golgi.